Messenger RNA from Phialemonium atrogriseum, 2054 nucleotides. RefSeq lists its product as uncharacterized. The record is from RefSeq and is a predicted model, not a curated record. The coding region runs from base 113 to 1693 and encodes 526 amino acids. Gene Ontology annotation, molecular function: protein binding; GTPase activator activity. The transcript has a single exon. Lineage: Eukaryota; Fungi; Ascomycota; Sordariomycetes; Cephalothecales; Cephalothecaceae.
CUUCUAAGUAAGUCCUCCUUCCUUCAACCUGCCAGCUUCCAAGGCGCACUUCGACCUGUUCACUUGGAAAUCCAUAUAAUUCCCUUGUGCAACUUUGCACGCCCAUGAGAGCAUGACUGAAACCCUAUUCGAAGCUCGGCCUGCCGUUCUAGCCCAAGGCCCGUGGGAUCCAGCCAAGUUCCCGAUCUCGACCGAGGGAACAAGAGCAUUACCGAUGCCCGUGGCUGUUGCUGACGCCGAAUCCCUGAAGCCAUUCUUCGGCCACCUGGAGAUUGGCGGUACUCACCUUGUAUCGGAGGGCUCGCUGGGCCAGCCCCUCGAGAGUGGUAAGGGCGAGCCUUACUACGGCACUCCGGGAAUCGAGUUCGAGAAGGGUGUACUAUACGAGGACCGGCGGAUGGACUUGUGCAAAAUGGUCGUGGGACCUGAUCACAUUGGCCGCCUGAUGCGAAGCUUGCGGACAAACGAGUUUGUCAGGCACUUCCUUCUGGGAAACAAUAUCAUCGGGCCCGUUGGCGCCCGGGAGAUCGCGAGAUUCGUCGACGAAUUCCCAGACCGGAUAGAUACCUGGUACCUCGCGGGGAACUGCAUCGACGGGCCAAGCUUCAGGAUACUGGUUGACGGUCUGGCCAAAUCGGAAGCCGUCACCAACGUGUGGCUGAAGCGCAACCCUCUCUCAUCCGAAGCCUCAACCGACGUCUCCCGGUUGAUAACCACGGCCCGAAACUUGCGGACCCUCGAUCUCGACCAGACCGAGCUGGGCGAUGCUGGGGUUGCUGCGGCAUUCCGGCACCUUCGCGACCACGUCCCAGCAGCGGGUGGCAAGCUGGCUCUCGAGAACAUCUAUCUCAACGGAACAGGGGUCUCCGUCAACGCAGCCAAAGCCAUCGGCGCCUUCCUGUCAGAGCCGCAUUGCCAGCUGACAUCCCUAUACCUGAGCUGCAACCCGAUCGGGGACGACGGCGCAACCGCCCUCAGCGCCCACCUUGCCUCAUCCGGGACCCUGGCCCGCCUCAUCCUCACCUCCACAGGCCUGACAACCAAGGGCGCAAUCGCCCUCUGCGCGAGCUUGAAAGGGCACCCCGCGCUCCGCGUCCUCGACCUGAGCCAGGCGUUUACGACCCAGGACCUGGGACAGGCAUACAACUACAUCGAGGACGGCGCGGUCCCUUACAUCGUCGACCUGAUCGAGUCGUCCCGCUCGCUCGAGUACCUGGCCCUGGGCCACUGCGCCGUCACGCCGGCGGGGCUGCGGACCAUCUCGGCUGCCGUGGCGCGUAGCGACUCGCUGCUCUUCUACAUCGCGACGUCCAUCCUUCCGGAUACGACGACGGCGACACAACCCGCGUCCGUCAUCCUGGCCCCCAGCGACGCGCCCCCGCGCCCAGAGGCGCCGCCCCGCAACGCGCAGGAGCAGGCGGACGGGCUGGCGCGCGCCCGGCUGGAGGCGAACAUCAAGAAGAGGUACGGCGAGGAGAUGGGGUACUCGGAGUUCCUGGCCGGCGAGCGGCGCUGGCUGGUCAGCGACAGGGACGACGUGCGCAAGAUCGACUCGGUCUACCGGAACCGCGACGCCAGGCUCGCCCGGCGCCAGCUGGUGACGUUGGUCAAGGACUGGGAGGAGGGGGACGACACGUUGCGGAGAGUCAUGGGUGCCCAGGGACCGGCCUGCCCCAUGCGCCAGGGAGCUUAGAGUUCGGCUGAGAUGUCGCGGGACAUGGGUGUUUCGCUUUCAUUUAGCUGCAGCCGCGGCGAUCGACUAGUAUGCCCACUUUCUGCGUGGCGACUAGGGUUUGUCUCCCUCGAGCGUGCAUGACAUUCACGCAUCAUCUGGCACUGGUCAUCUCCGGUGAUGUCGCCGAAAGUAGGGGCAACGUCGGCGCGGGUCGCUAGCAAAACCCCUGACUAUGGUGGUCUUCAACAACAGCCCUGCUGUGUCGUUCCGAUUUUUCUUUCUAUUGUCGCCUGAUUAGCCACAUCACGUCGCAUCUCUAGGAUACGCGGCUGGUGCGCACUUCGUGGUCGUUAGCCCAGCCCAUGGAUGUCGGUAGAGA